AUGACAUGGGGAUGGCGUAAACUCCUUGCUAAUCGGAGCCUCAUCCGUCCUUUCAUGUGGAAAACUAUAGGGAAUGGUGCUGAAACUAAUGCUUGGAGUGAUACCUGGAGCAACGUGGGUCCUCUUCGUGCUUUUAUUACUCCUAGACUUAUCGCUAAUGCAGGCUUCAGCUUGCAAUCGUCUAUAGCUGAUCUGGUGUCUCAAGAUGGGCAGUGGUGUUGGCCGACUGCUUGGUUUAACCUGUUUCCAGUCUUAAUUAACCUGGUGGUUCCUACUUUAUGUGACAAUUCUCGAGAUCGGUUGGUUUGGAAAGACUUGGAAGGGAACAACCGUCCAUUUUCUUCUUGGGAGGUUUGGAAUAAUAUCCGGCAUCAUGCAAGUAAAGUGCAAUGGGGGAAUAUGGUUUGCUUUAAACAAUGCAUUCCUAGACAUGCGUUCCAUGUAUGGCUAGUUAUUCAAAACAAAUUGAAGACACAGGACCGGCUCUCUGUUUGGGAAGCGGGAAGUGAAACUAAUUUGAACCUAAUGUGCUGCCCUUUAUGCUGUUACAACAGAGAUUUGAGAGACCAUCUCUUUUUUGAAUGCUCUUUUGCUACGCAGGUUUGGAACAAUGUUAGGUGUCUCACCAAUAUGGAAGAUGUUAAUGGAAGCUGGAACGAUAUUAUGGCUUGGAUAAAUCACAAUUCGUCCUUACAGAAGCCUGACAAUGUUGUUAGUCGGUUGGUGGUUGCGGCUGCUACCUACUUUAUAUGGCAAGAACGUAACAGCAGGUUGUUUUCUCGGAACCAUCGUACGGCUAUGGUAGUGUCUCAGGAGAUUAUCAAUACUGUUCGGCUGCGGCUUAUCUCUCUCAAGUUUAAACGAAGAUUUGAUAAUGGGAGCUUGGUGGAAAAGUGGAAGAUUCCUAGAAACAAUUUAGAGAUUGAUCCCGGCUAG
Helianthus annuus (common sunflower) is the source of this 936-nucleotide messenger RNA. RefSeq lists its product as uncharacterized. NCBI's taxonomy places the organism in Eukaryota, Viridiplantae, Streptophyta, Magnoliopsida, Asterales, Asteraceae. Bases 1 to 936 code for a protein of 311 amino acids. The record is from RefSeq and is a predicted model, not a curated record. The transcript has a single exon.